GCCUGAGGUCCUAAAGGGGUCCUAGUCGCAUUCUCCCGUCAGUUUGGAAACAUAAACCUUAACUUUAUACAUUUACACUAACCUACUUUAUAAAAGAGAAAAGAUAGUUACCUUGCUACCUUACUUACAUUUCACGGUGUAUUCUUAACCAAAAGUCAAGCUCCAAGUCCGACUGGUUUUGCAGUAGUUGGACUACAAACGAUGGUGUGACGUCAUCAUCGUUUGACAAACAUUCAAAAUUGGUGGCGAAUCUGGCUAUCACUGCUGCUGGAAAUAUUAUUCACAACUGACUGGUUUGAACUGAUGGCUGGAUAAUGCGCAUACUUGAUGAUCAAUAUGGUUUAACAAGCUGGCUGCUGUGUUCACUGCAAUGACUCCCCUCAAGUUUGUUAUUAAGUGUGGGAACUUUGCUGUGCUGGUGGAUCUCCACGUUCUGCCCCUGGCCGGCCUUGAGGACACCAGCUGGUUUACUGCGCACCACAUCGAGGAAGCCACAGCCCUGGUACGAGAUGCUGUGGACCGCAGGGUGAAGCAGUACGCAGAGUCCCUCCACCACAGAACACAGCCCAAACAGAAAAAGGAGCUGCCACCUGCUCCAGCCUUUUUGGUAAAAGGAAAAAGUUUUCACCUGGUUGCAAAUUUUCUGAAACGGCACUUCAACCUCAGAUGUAUCGUGAAGCAGCUCUAUGGGGAUAUGCGUGUGUUUCCUGAACGCUAUGUAGUGUGUGUGAGCUGCCCGGAGGAUGCCUCAGCGCACUAUGGAAACCCGAGCCUGGCCGCGACUGAGCUGAGCGAACAAAGCCAGUCAGAGUAUUUUUCCAGAGUGGGAGAAACCCUAGAGCCUUCAAACAUCCCCACGAAAACAAAGAAGACUGUGCUUCAAAAGAUAGCCAUACAAGCUGGUGUCCAGCGAGAGCUCCAUGCUUCCAGUGCGGGGGGGGAACAGCAGGUUGACCAGGGAGACUGUCCCCAAAACCAAAGAGGGAAGAUUAAAGCUGGAGACUCAGAAUCAAGCCCAAAAGAGACCAGCUGUGGUCAGAAGACCCUCCCAGAGGCAGACCACAUGGUGCCUUGCCCCAGUGCCUUAAAUGAAGCUGAGGUUCAGAUUGGGACAACUCAAGAGCGGGGCCUGACCCGGGAUCAGCAGACCGGGAACAGUCCUCCAGACAGCAUUAAACCAACCGGAGUCUCUGAAAUCAGUCACGAGACGAGAAAGAGCAAGAGGAGCAAGCCAAGCGACUCAGGGGAAGACUCUCACCCACAGAGGGCCAAGAGAACGUGCCUUGAAAGACCUCCAGCCACAACUCCUCACAACGAGUGCUCCACACAAACAUCCAGGCAUGACCUUCCUCCUCUGCUGCCUCCCCUUCCUCCUGCCGAAGCCAACGCAGAGUCCAAGGCUUUCCCAGUCUCCGGGCGCACCAAAACCACAGUGGAAGUAGAGCUGCUUACUCCAGGGAAACGGGCCCAGAGGCCCCCCCUCACAAGCAAUAACACGGCACAGACAAACCAAAACAGGCUGGCCGCAAGUCUGAGGGGCCUAUCUGUCAAGCCUGCAUCCUCGGGCUCCUCUAUUAGUUCCAGAUCCACACUCGCAGAGGAGGGGAAUGAAAAUGUGCCCAGAACCUCGAGAUUACGGCGACUGAAGAGGUCCUGAGGGGGGGGAAGACGAAUACAGUAAAGAUGCCUGACGCCACGGAGAUAGAUAUGAUAUUGUGUCAGGCUACAUGUUUACCUCACAUGAUGUGCAUUUGUACACGUGUCACAUUUUCACCACAAUACAUAUUGGUUUCACGUGUGUGUGUGCGCACACACGCUGAAGAUAUUAAGGCAUUUCUUACAUGAGCAUUUGAGUUACACUUUGUCAAAUACUUGAAACAGACUUUUUUCUCUCCACCCAUAAGUAGUGGUGGUCAAGUAAGGCUCGCAAAUGAAAGUCAAAAAAACCUUUAAUUGGAGUUUAGAUUUGGUUUUGUGUUAAAGAUUGGGGAUUUCAGACAGGCAGGAGCCAUGCAGUACGUCAUGGCUCUCCGUCUCGAACGCUGGCUCCUACGUGUCUGAAAACUGUCCACUUUCCCCGCUGAAGCUCCGCUGUGAUGGAUGGCUGUUUCCAGAUUUAUUUCAUCACCUCAUUCUCAAAAAUCACUUAUGUAGUUAGAUUGCAUUCAUGCACAAUUUACAGUUAUUAGUUGCUAAGCACCUGAAAUGUAUCUCUAAAUGUGAGGGUAUUAUGUAGCUUUUAUAUUGAACCAAAUAAGUGUGGGUAUAUUAGUGGUUUUAUUUGGGAGUAGCAGGUCAUCUCUGGUAAUGCAGGUUACAUUUUUAGCUGCUGUCAACACCCAGUAAUCCUGAUUUAUUUGGAGUUUCCUGGAAAGACAUUUUGUGUUAAAUAAAUAUGCAAACAAGUCACUACUUUACUGGAAGCAGCGAGAAACAACAUGAAGAUUUCUGCACGUUCUUUCCCUCCCACCCUGCAGACUGGCUGAUCUGCAGUGAUGUUCCUAAUAAACCAGUGUUUCUCUGGAUCAGGGGGUGUAACCUGAGAUGAGUUAUUUCUCAAGAGCCAAAUCUGUUCUUAUCAAGACAGACAACAUGGUGGAUUAGUGAAAGUGACCCGUCUGGUUUAACGUUGUUCUCUAGAGGUGUUGAUAAUCUCUCGCUUUAGAUUUAAUCCUUUUAAAAGAGAUUCUGCAGAAAAAUUUCACAGGCCUGCUAGUUUAAAAAAGGUUUUAUUUAAGCCCGCUGCUCUAACCACACCAACAAGGGCCACAUUGUGUGAGGAUCAUGAGGGGCUGGGGUAUUUUUGUCUCCAGGAUCGACCUAAUGCGAGGAUGACUUGCUCAAACAUAAUUAGCUGUAAACACAUUUGGACAGAGUCUCUGAUGCGUCUCCGGCAGCGGUUCCCACGGCAGCGGCAUGAGAAAGCUCUCAUAUGAGCCGACAUGUUUGUCUCGAUGCAUCACAGACAGACUCUUCACUCGCGCUCCAGAACAAAGACAACUUUAAUUCUCUUUCCAUACAAAAUAUUUAAUAAAUAUGACUUUCAAAAAUAUAUUGCCAGAUCAACACAUAAUUCUCAAGUUCAUAACACAAAGUCAAAAAUAGAACAAAAUGUUGCCAUGAUCUCAAAGGGUUAACAAAUGAGAUAAAACAUGUUUGUCUUUAAGAGCCUCAUUUAAAAAAAGAAAAGAAACUAAUUUGCACAGAAACAAAGCGGAGGCAGUGUAUUCUAUUGGAUUCUACAGUGUUCCCAUUGCCCCCCUCCCCUCCAAGUACUCGGUCUAGCUUUUGAUAUUACGCUGACUAAAGCAGAUGGGAAUUGUGGCGUCAUAAUGACGUGACUUUGAAAUGUUUUGAUGGUUUAAACUGAAGCUGCAGAAGGACUUUUGUUCCCUUAAGUGUUUAUCAUUAGUGGCAAGCAAUAUGUCUGCCACCAUGUCCAUCCCUCGCAGCAGCUGAUCUGUUGUCCUAACUUCACUGCCUUCAAUCAAGGUCCUGGCAACAAGUAAUAAUGAAAUGUCAAAUGUGUGGAAAAACGACAAUAAAAGUGUUUCAGACCA
This is a messenger RNA of Gymnodraco acuticeps, 3560 nucleotides long. It is a transcript of the gene slx4ip, whose product is annotated as SLX4 interacting protein. The transcript has 9 exons. NCBI's taxonomy places the organism in Eukaryota, Metazoa, Chordata, Actinopteri, Perciformes, Bathydraconidae. The coding region runs from base 371 to 1657 and encodes 428 amino acids. The record is from RefSeq and is a predicted model, not a curated record.